Messenger RNA from Leguminivora glycinivorella, 2519 nucleotides. Its product is annotated as sterol O-acyltransferase 1. Lineage: Eukaryota; Metazoa; Arthropoda; Insecta; Lepidoptera; Tortricidae. The transcript has 10 exons. The coding region runs from base 216 to 1619 and encodes 467 amino acids. Gene Ontology annotation, cellular component: endoplasmic reticulum membrane. Gene Ontology annotation, biological process: cholesterol metabolic process. The record is from RefSeq and is a predicted model, not a curated record.
CUGUGCUAAAUUUGUAGCUAAUAAUGAUUAAAUGGAGUAGUAAACACUGAGACGUGGUUCACACUCGGGUGUAUUGGCUGUGAUCAACUGAUUACUCUUAGUUCAUUGCAAUAACUUAAAUCGAAAGCUAGGCGCCGCGCGGUUGACGGCGAACUACGAAAAUAAGUGCGCUAACUUUCUAUAGUGGAAAUAUAAAUAAAUAUGUACCAUUAAAAAUGUCAGAAGAAAAUACCAUACGACAUCGCUUACGAGAAUCGAAGCCAAAUGGAAUUAUCAAACAUGAAAAUGAAAAGAUACAGGACCCAGAAUUCAAACACAGAGAAUCUCCCCUAACGUUCCUUAUAAAUACUUCUCUCCACAUUAGAGCAAUAUAUCACAUUUUCGUUGUGAUACUUUUAGUGUUGUUAUUCGACACAGUCAUCUACGAUCUCGUAGAACGUGGCAAGAUAAAUGUAGGGAUAAGUACAGUGAAGUAUGGCUUUGGUGACAUCGGUCGCGGCGCUAAACUAUGGUUCUUCGAGUUUUCCAUUACCCUCCUCUUUUACCCAGGACUUCUCCUCUAUACGGCGGGAGCAAGAGCACUAAAAAAUCAUCUUGGUAUUCGCCAACUAAUAUGGCAGACGGCAGGCAUCGCGGGGCUAUUGGCGCUCCAGGGUGCUCUCGUAACUGUCCCUGUGUUGGACCUUCACAGGAAACACCUGGCUCUUGCCUCCGGGGUCAUCGUCACCUGCGAGAUGUUCCGUUUCGCAAUGAAAAUCCACGCGAUAGCGGUCGCCUGUGCGCCUCGCUGGCGCGACGGCAGCGCGCCUCUUCCGACGUUCAGGCAUUAUCUCUAUUACCUGUUUGCACCGACGCUUAUUUACCGGGAUCAAUACCUAAGAACGAAGAAGAUCCGGUGGGGAUCGGUGAUAUUCAACUUCUUGGAAGUGGCGGCAAUCAUAUUUUUCAACAGCUUCCUGUGGGAGCGGUUUAUUUUGCCCUAUUGGUCCGAGUACGGGAAAGAAAGCAAGGUGGAGGCGGGUACGGUAGUCCGGGGUAUGUUCGCGUGUGUGCUGCCCGGGCUGAUAUCAUUCCUGUGUGGAUUCUAUUGCCUUCUGCAUGCCUGGCUGAACGCCUUUGCCGAGAUGCUAAAAUUUGCAGACAGGCUAUUUUAUGAAGAGUGGUGGACGACGUCUCAAUUCGGCACGUACUACCGCGCUUGGAACCGCGUGGUCCACUCAUGGUUGCGGGACCACUUGUACAAGCCGCUGAUCCCGUACACUGGUCGCGCUGGCGCUGUCUUUGCCGUGUUCUUCAUAUCGGCUUGCGCGCACGAGGUGAUCCUAGCGCUCUCGUUCGGGUUCUUCUACCCAGUGCUGCUGAUGGAGUUCGGUGUGUUUGGCGUCCUGAUGGUGCCCAUCACGGCCGCGAGCGGCCGCCGGUUCCCUAGCGCCAUGAACGUGUGCAUGUGGCUGUCCUUUUUCUUCGGGAAUGGUCUUCUGUGGAGCCUAUAUCCGAUGGAAUACUUCGCCCGGAAAAACUGCCCGCCUUCGGAAAACGACAGCUUCUUCAUACCAAAGUCGUGGACGUGCCCUGAAAUUGUUCUCAAACCCAACUGGACUUUUCAAAACCCGUUUUAAACCAUCCAAAGUAUAUUUAAACAAAUUCUACGCCGAAUUUGUCUAAGGUGUGGAAAUACUAUCAAAGACGUCAUAAUUUCAUAGUACCUAUUUGGAUGUCCACUUUGUCGUUGCAAAAUGUAUGCUGAGUUAGCAUGGUCUGACUCUAUAGAAUUUACUAGAAAAUCUUAGACUAGUAACGAAAUAGUAAAUUAUUAUCUAUAUUGUUGAUUAUUUUGUAAAUUAUCGAUUAAGAUGAGAUUUUUAAAGUAAAGUAGGUACAUAUUGUCUUUAGUUAGGCGUAGUUAUAUAGUUACCUAACAAUGUUUGUUAUUUACUGUUAAGGUUUUGCUAUUUAUGUAAUUAUUAUGAAUGUAAGAUUCAUAUUAAAAAAUAUUAAACCUCGAUUACAUGUUUUGUUUGGCCAUUUUGACGAUCACCAUCUAAUUAAGUUGACUGUACUAAGAAGACUGUACCCAUAUGACGUGGUUAGUUGCGUGCUACUUUGAUUCGGACGGCUGAUUUUCCGGGCUUUUACUAAUUAGUAAGUUGCAAUUAGGCGUCAGCACUCAACAUGGGCGUCGCUAGCCGGGAAGGGGGAGCGUGCCCCCCUAAGUCCCCUUGUACAAUUUUUUGAACAUUUAGGUAUAUUUUGAACUUUUACCUAUAUGUAAUACCUACAUUAAUUUUAUUGAGUUACAAAUUCAAUGACUAAACAAAAGUUGUCGGAGGGUAAAACCUGAGAAACCAUAUAAACUGCCUGUAGUUUAAAUACGGGAGAGGAACAGCUGCCAUCUGAUUAAUUGGAGCGGCCUGCGACUAUACAUGGGAUUGUUCAGAAAAUGAGGAGUGUCUUUUCAAAAGGGCUUAUUUCCAUUUUUUCUUUUUUUUUUUUAACUAUGAAUGCAGUUGUUCUUAGUA